AGUGGACUUGCCGGAAUCCCUUCAAGUGCUUACUCUUUUUUCCCCCCCUCCCUCUCCUAAUUAUUUAUUUGCGCCGAGCAAACACACGGUGGAGGUGGAUUUUUUUUAAACUUCUUUUUGGGGUGUGCGCCCACAUGGCAGCGCCCACUAAGUUCAGCUUCUCCGUCCGGAGCAUCUUGGACCUGCCCGAGCGCCACCCGAAGACUGUGCCCGGGUCCUCGUCCCCUUUCUCGGUCGCGCGGCAGCCCUUGGACCCCCUCACCUCCAUCUCGUCGUCUUCCUCCUCCUCCUCUUCCUCCUCCUCUUGGAUGCUCGACUCGGACCCAAGCUCCUGCAUGUCCUGGGACGAGGGCAGUAGCCUGGAGGCGUCGCCGGACUCCACCGAGCCGGACUCGCCGUCGCCGGACGCCGAGCCUCGGCGCGCCCCGGCGGAAGAAGCCAAGAAGCAGAAGAGCAAGAAGCGUCGCGUGUUGUUCUCCAAGGCGCAGACGGUGGCGCUGGAGCGCCGCUUCCGCCAGCAGCGCUACCUGUCGGGCCCCGAGCGAGAGCAGGUGGCCCGCCUGCUCAGCCUGACGCCCACCCAGGUGAAGAUCUGGUUCCAGAACCACCGCUACAAGACCAAGAGGGGGCGGGGGCCGGCGGACGACCCGCAGGAGAUGCGGCCGCCGGCGCCGCCGGCGCCCCCGCCGCCGCUGCUACGCAGGCUGCUGGUGCCGCUGCUGCUCGGCGACGGGAAACCCUUCCGCGCCGCCUCGUGCGUGCUGGACUGCUCUGGGGCCUCCCCGCAGCCGAGGACUCUCCGCUGGGCCCCGGGCGCCUACCCGGGCCUCCAGCCGCCCGCAGCCGCGGCUCUGCCUCCGCGCCAUCAGCACUUGGAAAGCCCCGCGGCCUCCAGGCUGGCCUGGGCGGACUUGUGGGGCGACUCGGUCCACUUUGCUUCGUUCAAGUGACACCAACCGACUCCGAACAAACGCAACUUAUAGAUGUUGGGAGAUCUCUUUGCACUUUUUCUUUCGGCGUAUUUCCGCUACUUAUAUUUUUGAAAUGUUGUUCACAUUUUUUCGUAAUUGUGGUAGCCUGUAGAUCUUUUUUUUUACUAUCCGGUGCUAUAUGUAUGUUAUUUCGUUUGCUGAAUGAUGCUCAAUAUUAUGCAAAUUACAGGUCAAUAUUAUAGAAUGGAUGUUUAAAGGGAAAACGUCUUCCUGAAGCUAAAUGUUGCAUUAUUUCUCUUGUAAAGGAAUGCAUAAAUAAACCAUUUGUAUAUGCUGUUAAAAAGUACACACACA
Molecule: messenger RNA, 1286 nt
Organism: Hippocampus zosterae (dwarf seahorse)
Lineage: Eukaryota; Metazoa; Chordata; Actinopteri; Syngnathiformes; Syngnathidae
Gene: nkx2-9
Product: NK2 transcription factor related, locus 9 (Drosophila)
Exons: 2
Coding region: 135-950 (271 amino acids)
Biological process (GO): cell differentiation; regulation of transcription by RNA polymerase II
Cellular component (GO): nucleus
Molecular function (GO): DNA-binding transcription factor activity, RNA polymerase II-specific; RNA polymerase II cis-regulatory region sequence-specific DNA binding
Source: RefSeq, a predicted model, not a curated record